GGCGGUGUGUUGUGUCACGUGACCCCGUCGGUGCCUGCUCGCCUCUUCGUUUCCCCCUUUUCGCAGUGUCACAGGCUCCAAACUGAAAACACUUGACCCUGGUCCCGUUCGGCGGACCGCGCUCCACGCUCCACGCGCGGGAUUCCGCGGCUCUUAAAUGCCGUGUCGCCUUCCGCGUGCCACGCUUCAUCCGCCGAUCUGUCCCCGUGCAACUCUUACAUGUGACGGUGCUGUAGAUCCACUGUCCCGGCGGCUCCACCACAGGCCUCUGUGUUCGCCGAGUGAGCAUCAGCGCCGACGCCGGUCCAGGUCGGGUCCAGGUCGGGUCCAGCAUGGACCCGGCUCGUCGCUCCUGAAGGGGAAUGAGUCACACCGGGGGCGGACUGUUUAGCUCGGAAGUUACGGCUACAGGAGGUCGGCGGCCAGAAUGAACGGGACUCAGCAGAGUGACACCAAACGACAGCACCUCCUGGAGAGGCUGCUGGAUGCUGUCAAACAGUGCCAAAUUCGCUUCGGGGGAAGAAAAGAGAUCGCCACGGACUCAGACAGCAGGGUGAUCUGCCUGUGUGCCCAGUUCGAGGCCGUGUUGCAGCACGGUCUGAGGAAAACCCGAGGCCUGGCCCUCACUGCGGCCGCUCUCAAGCACGCUGCAGGCUUCAGCAGCAAGACGGAAGCAGAGCUCACGUUCUGGUUUUACGUGAAGGAGCACCUGAACCGCCACGAGCUCCAGCGUUUCUACUCGCUACGUGACAUCUGCUCGGAGCUCGGCCGGGGUCGCGCGUGGCUGCGCUGCGCCCUCAACGAGCACUCCCUGGAGCGCUACAUGCACACGCUGCUGGCCGACCGCGCGCGUCUGGGAAUCUACUAUGAAGACUGGGCUUUUAUUCUCGAUGAAGAGAGAGCGAGUAUGCUGCCCACCAUGGCUGCAGGUUUGAACUCCAUUCUGUUCGCCAUCAACAUUGACAACUGUGAUCUGAACGGUGUGGUGACGCGAGGAGGAGGCCCAUCCGUCUCCCACCUGCUUAAGGAAUCCACACAGGGCAUCGGCAGCCUGUGGAAGGAGUCGACUCAGGGGGUCACUAGUUUGCUGCGAGAAAUUAGCACCGCCACGGCUGUGGUGCCUGGCUUCACCCCCCGAGUGGAUGACACCUCUGACCCACUACCUGUCCUGCCGCGCAGCAGCUCUGCUGAUUCAGGGCUAAAGAAAGAGCGACGUCGAAAAAAGAAGAUCACCAACAUUAUUUCCUUUGAUGAUGAUCUGAACAAUGGGGCAGAGGAUGAGGAGGAGGCAGAGGAGGACUCACGAAAGAUGGGCACAAUAAGGAAAAGUCAUACUGCCCCUACUCAAAGCAGUGUGGAAGAAGGUCUCGACCCUUUGGAGCCAGCCUUUCCCCAUUUGCCAUCCCAGAAUGGCUUGGUUGAGCCAGAUGUAAUCAGCUGGGUGGGGUCCCCGCAUCCCUCACGUACAGCUCCAAUAGCUUCACAUCCGCUGCCUGACAGUAAGAGCAUAGACAAUGAGGAGGAAGAAGAGGAGGAAGAGAUGUACAAACCCAGAGCGCAAACAGAGGAGGAGCAGAACAGCUGUGAUCAGGUCGUGGUGGGAAGUCUGUCCAGUGUGUCUACGUGGAGUCCCUUACAGGUCAUGACUGACCACAGCAACUCGGACGUCCUUAUUCCUGUAAACCCUGUGGACACGCAGCCUGGGAGCUCUGUGGAGGAGUCGGCUGUGUUUCCUGCUAAGUGCGAGUCUGCAGGACCGGUGGGAAACAGUGAGAGCAGCACAUCGGAACUAACAUUCAAUAUGGAAUCCAGUCCACCAGUGCAGUCUGCUCCACUCUUCAGUGUGCUGCCAGCAUCUGGUCUGCCAGAGUCCAUGACAGUGGCGGAGCUGCGCCAGGCAAUUGUAGCCAUGAUGAACAGGAAGGAUGAGCUGGAGGAGCAAAACACGUCUCUUCGCAGCCUGCUGGAUGGGGAGAUGGAGCACUCAGCAGGCCUCAGGCAGGAAACUGAUCUGCUGAAAAAGAAGCUGGCGGAGUUGGAGGAGAGACAUACAGCAAAGGUCCAGGCACUGGCCAGGGAGAAUGAGGUCCUGAAGGUCCAGUUGAAGAAGUAUGUGGGGGCGGUACAGAUGCUGAAGAGAGAGGGAAGCCAGGGCAACGACGCCCUGUCUGUGUUGCAGUCAAACGAAGAACAGGUGCCUGUCUCGCAAAAUAAGUCCAUGGGCGACAUAGAGGAACUGGCUGCUAGUUACGAACGCAAACUCAUAGAGGUGGCUGAGAUGCAUGGUGAGCUGAUAGAGUUUAAUGAGCGCCUGUACCGUUCCCUCAUGGCCAAGGACCACCUCAUUGUCCAGAUGAGACAGGAACUUAUUGACCUGAGAGGACCAGUUCCAGGUGAUUUAAGCCAGACAUCAGAUGACCCCAGCCUGUCAGAUUUUGAGACGGCUCAUCGUGCUCUCAUCAACGUGUGGAUCCCUUCUGUGUUCCUGCAGGGCAGAGCUGCCAAUGCUUACCAUGUCUAUCAGGUCUACAUCCGUAUCCUGGACAAUGAGUGGAAUGUGUACAGACGUUACACGGAGUUCAGGGAGCUCCACAACCAUCUGAGAACCCAGUUUCCACAAGUGGACACCUUCACCUUCCCACCGAAGAAAGCCAUCGGAAACAAAGACGCCAAGUUUGUGGAGGAGAGGAGGAAGCAGCUGCAGGGAUACCUCCGUAUGGUGAUGAACAAACUCAUCCAGAUGCUGCCGGAGUUCACGGCCAGGCCGACCAAAGAGACCCUGUUGUCUCUGCUGCCUUUUUGUCAAGACUCUCCGCAGACCAACAAUGGUGGAGCCAAAACACCCAGGUCCAAAACUGCCACCCGCUUCCCCAGACUGGGCAGAAGCCGCAACCAGGAAGCCAGACCGGAACCGCAGAGUGGUGACCUUUAACCCCGGACUCCGAGGAGUCUGAGGAGAACAAUCCCAUGUCCAGCCCGGACAGUAACACACGCGCGUGAGGACAUUAAUGAUGACCAGUGGACCUUCAGCAGGCUUCUCUGUAGGAGUAUGGACAUGUUUCUGUGCAUUGUCUGGUCAAGUCAAGGAAAAAUGACUCUGCUGACGAACCCAGUCACACAGCACGUAUUACCUCACGGACAGGCUGCACAUGGACAAGCGGUCACCUGUGUCAAAUGCAGUGGGAUAACAGGGGUGUGUCUAUUUGUUUUUUUGUAGUAUCGCUGUAUUAUGGUCACAGUGCCUACGGGGUUUAGUAGCUGCUUUGCUGCUCUGGGUGGAGAGGGACGGGUAAACAAAGGGGGGGUUGUUCUAUUUAAAAAUGUUUGUUUUCCAUCUUAUUUGCCAGGAUUAUGCUGCCAUUACAUUUUUAGACUCUUGUCGUGAGCCACCGUUGCAAACAUUCCUUCAGUCUUAGUGUGUUCUAUUCAUCAUGUGGUAUCAUGAUGGACCCCACCAAUGAAACCAAACAUUCAUUUAUUUCAUUGCCUGACAAGGAAAUUAGAGAUUGUGUGUUCACCUUAAUGUGCUCAUAGAAAUACAGCAAACAUUGGAGUUACUUAUUGCAAGCAAAACAAUAUUAGAAAUGUUCCAGCAAAAUAGUCAAGAGAACAUCAAUGUGUAUGAAGCUUCAAACAGCUGCUGUGGCUCCUCCUUUACUAUUGAUCCUGUGUUUUGGUGGGUUUAGACCGACUGCUAUGUGUAAAUCCCAUGUUUAAUGAUUGUCUGGCUAAUGUGUCUUCACAGAAGUGAAUGCAGUGCUACGUCGUAAACGAAUGUUUUAACGAUGACUAAACACUUGAAGAAAAGCUGCUUGUUAGCGCCGAGUGCAGGGAGAAGGGGCUGCUGAGCAUCAAGUGUGUGCAAAACAGAAGCUCAUGCAUAUGCAUGGCCCACCCCAGAGCAGUCACGGCUGUGUUUGUGUGAGCGAGGAAUCAAAGGGUCGGUGAGCGGAGGUGAGCCAACGGGGCUUGUGGGUAAUAAUUAGGUCCACGUUCUGACCCGGACGAGUGUCCAGAUACUGCCGGUGUCGGGAUCAGCUCACGGGGAUGUUGUCAAAUGAUGAAAGCUUUCAGCGAGAGAUUGAUGGAGCAACAAGGCAUGAUGUCAGUGACAAGCAUGAAUUUAAUCUCUUUAUCGUACUAAUCUGUUUUAUUACCUGUUCAGAUGUUCCAUUAAUCACCACAUGCUCUGUAAGUGGAUUGGAACAGGUUCUAGUUUGGUGCUGUGGCUCUGCAUCAUGUGCGUCAAUCUGUCUACAGCAUCAUGUUAUUUUCUACCACCAGCAAACGGCAUCGCAUUGUAUCUUCAUUGUACCAAUAAACAAGUAGCCUUUUGAUGGACGCAACGAA
Molecule: messenger RNA, 4350 nt
Organism: Betta splendens (Siamese fighting fish)
Lineage: Eukaryota; Metazoa; Chordata; Actinopteri; Anabantiformes; Osphronemidae
Gene: snx29
Product: sorting nexin 29
Exons: 22
Coding region: 428-2932 (834 amino acids)
Molecular function (GO): phosphatidylinositol binding
Source: RefSeq, a predicted model, not a curated record